Striga hermonthica is the source of this 1248-nucleotide messenger RNA. The record is from the annotation of a GenBank genome assembly. Lineage: Eukaryota; Viridiplantae; Streptophyta; Magnoliopsida; Lamiales; Orobanchaceae.
AUGGAGGCCGCGGAGGAGAAGGUGGUGGCCGUGAUCCUUGUCGGAGGCCCAACCAUAGGGACAAGAUUUCGGCCGCUUUCCUUCAAUACACCGGAGCCAUUAUUCCCUCUUGCUGGCCAGCCGAUGAUUCAUCACCCGAUCUCCGCUUGCAAAAGGAUAUCCAACCUUGUGCAAAUUUUUUUAAUUGGAUUCUAUGAGGAGAGGGAAUUUGCAUUGUAUGUCUCUUCUAUAUCUAACGAGCUCCGAGUCCCUGUCAGAUAUUUGAAAGAAGAAAAGCCACACGGUUCGGCAGGCGGUCUUUUUUACUUUAGGGAUCAAAUCAUGGAGGACUCCCCUUCACAUAUUUUUCUUUUGAAUUGUGACGUCUGCUGCAACUUCCCUCUUCCUAAAUUGCUAGAAGCACAUAAAAUGUAUGGAGGGAUUGGCACUUUGUUGGUUAUUAAAGUUUCUGCUGAAUCAGCCAACCAGUUUGGUGAAUUGGUUGCUGAUUCAAUAACCAAAGAACUGUUGCAUUACACUGAGAAACCUGAAACUUUUGUUAGUGAUCUGAUAAACUGUGGUGUUUACGUCUUUACACCAAACAUCUUUAGUGUCAUCCAGGAGGUAUUUAUGCUUAGGGAAGGCAGAGCUGAUAUACGCCAUGCAUCUAGCUACGAAUCCCAGCAAUUCGCGACAAGGUCUCUUCCGACAGCUUUCGUUAGGUUGGACCAAGAUAUUCUAUCUCCCCUUGCUGGUAAGAAGAAGUUGUAUACAUACGAGACUGUGGACUUUUGGGAACAAAUCAAGACCCCAGGAAUGUCUAUAAAAUGUUCCGCGUUAUAUCUUGCUCACUACCGAUCUUCCUCUCCACAUCUUCUGGCUAGUGGGGAUGGAAAAAGGAGCGCUAAAAUUAUUGGGGAUGUCUAUAUUCAUCCAUCAGCUAAAGUACAUCCAACAGCAAAGAUUGGACCAAAUGUUGCCAUUUCAGCGAAUGUUCGUAUAGCUGCCGGUGUAAGGCUUACAAAUUGCAUCGUCUUAGAUGAUGUAGAAAUCAAGGAAAAUGCUUUUGUUAUGCAUGCUAUUAUCGGAUGGAAGUCAUCUCUUGGCAGAUGGUCUCGAGUUCAGGCUGAUGGGGACUACACCACAAAGCUCGGAAUUACUAUCUUGGGCGAGUCGGUUAUUGUUGAAGACGAAGUGGUGGUGACCAACACAAUAGUUCUUCAAAACAAGAUUGUCAACUUAAGUGUGCAAGAAGAGAUCAUCCUAUGA